Molecule: messenger RNA, 2788 nt
Organism: Helobdella robusta
Lineage: Eukaryota; Metazoa; Annelida; Clitellata; Rhynchobdellida; Glossiphoniidae
Exons: 16
Coding region: 104-1759 (551 amino acids)
Biological process (GO): signal transduction; nucleocytoplasmic transport; activation of GTPase activity
Cellular component (GO): cytosol; perinuclear region of cytoplasm; nucleus
Molecular function (GO): small GTPase binding; GTPase activator activity
Source: RefSeq, a predicted model, not a curated record
CGGUUAAAUGCUCCAUUCAGUUGUGAUAGUGAGGUGCUAGCUAAAAGUUAGGCAUCAAUUAAAAUUUUAAGACGCGUAAUUAAAUUUAAAUUUAAAAAUCAAGAUGUCCAAGUUGGAAAUCGAAGAUUUAGCCGCAACUCUCUUUAGAACUGGUGUCGGCGAAUAUAAGAUUUCAAAGUUUUUAACAUUUGCCUACAAAGGCAUGAAACUUGAUGAUGAACAAUCAGCCAAAGAAAUUGUUGAUGCCAUUGCAAAGAAUGAAGAUUUGGAAGCGUUGGAGUUGAAAGGCAACACUCUGGGAGUUGAGGCAUCCAAAAGUAUUGGCAAGGCUCUCGAGAGAAAGACCAGCAUAAAAAGAGCUCUAUGGAGUGAUUUGUUUACUGGCAGACUCAAAUCAGAAAUCCCCUCUGCCUUGAAAAAUUUGUGUUCUGGGAUGAUGAUAGCAGGAGCAAGAUUGGUGGAGUUAGAUCUGAGUGACAAUGCAUUUGGUCCUAAUGGAAUGUUGGGUUUGACAGAUUUCUUAAAAUCCGAAAGUUGUUACAGUCUAAAGGAAUUGAGAUUGAACAACAAUGGACUUGGGAUACAGGGAGGAAAGAUGCUAGCAGAAAGUUUACAGGCAUGUUAUGAGUCCAGUGUGAAAGCGGGCCAGCCACUGUCACUCGAAAUUUUUGUUUCAGGGAGGGGUCGACUUGAAAAUGAAGGAGCCACUGCCCUGGCAGGUGCAUUCAAGUCAAUGAAAUCAUUAGUUGAAGUGCACAUGCCACAAAAUGGUAUCAACCACCAGGGGGUGACAGCAUUGGCUGAAGCUUUUUCUUGUAAUCCUGAUUUGAAAAUAUUGAAUCUUAGUGAUAAUACAUUCACAGAACGGGGAUCAGUUUCUAUUGCAAAAGCCCUGGAGAAGUUAAAGAACCUGGAAGAAAUCAAUUUUGAAGAUUGCCUGGUUCGAACUGAAGGGGUCAUUGCAAUCUGCAAUGCACUCAAAUGCAGCAAUGAUAACCUAAAAGUCCUCAUAUUAUCUGGAAAUGAAUUGACGAUGGAAGGUGCAGAAGCAGUUGUAGAGGCUAUCAAGAAGAAGAAAAAUUUACGAGAACUACAACUAAAUUGUAACCAGUUUGGCGAGAAAGGCAUAAAAGUGUUGAAGAAAUGUUUGAAGCAGUGUGAUAAGUUGUCCACUCUUGGCUCUCUCAGCUGUGAUACUGAGCUUGAUAGUUCCAAUCUUAACGUUAAAGCUGAUGAUGUUGAAGAUGAUAACCAAAAGAAAGACCAAAAAGAUGUAAAGUCUGACAUAGAAAGUUUUUUGGAAAACCCAACAGCCUCACAGCUCAAAAGUAUCCACGAUAAUAACAGGCAUUCCAUCACAAACUAUUUAGAAGAUCUAAUUGAUAAUAUUGACGAUGCUUCUAUUGCCAUUAUGAAGAUGGCCCAGGUUUGUGUGUCAGAUAGCAGUAGCAGCAUCAACUCCAUUGUUUAUGGCUAUGCAGAUGCAUUCUACAAGAAAGCGUUUGAUGAAGUUAGUUUCGCCUGGGUGGCCAACAGCAUUUUGCUGUCACUGGGUCUCAUAAAGGGAGAAAGGAAAAACAUCACAUUAGUUAAAGAUAUAAAAGGACCCUGCAUCUUGCUUGCACACAUCAUUGUACAAAAGUACUUCCCUCCAGAUGCAAAGAAUGUUUUAUCUUUCUUUUUUGAAAGGAACACUAACUUGGAUGAUUUUGCGUAUCUCAAAGAGGUUAUCACACAGGGCUCUGUGGCCCCAAAGUAGUUGGAUGGCGAUUUUCGUCAGUUAAAAAAAUUACCUCUGCCAUUUUAUCUUUCUUAAUAGGACAUUAUUUUUUUUUAUAAAAACAUUAGCGACUUUAUUUUAAAUUCUUUGAAAGAACGAAUGAGUGAAUGAACCCUUACCGAGGCAUUAAUUAUGAUUGUGCUUAAACAAAUACCAAGUGUUCUGAAUUUGUUGACAUUUAUAAAAUCUUGAUACAAAAAAUUAUGUUCACAACAAUCAAAUAAAUAUUUAGUUCUUAACAACAAAAUGCAACAUAGAGUCAAUGUUGAAUGAAAUAACAUUUAUAAUAAUCAAAAUUUCAUUGAAUUUUAUCUUGGAGCAACGCUAACGCGUUGUUGAAAACAUUUUUACAAUAAAAAAAUGAACAGUCAUAAUCCUAAUAUCAUAAAAUAAUUUUUUAAUUAAAUUAACUAUAAAUAAUAAAAAUAAUAAAUUUUUGAAUAAAGAACGAAUUAGCAACAAUUUAAAAAAACUAGUCAAAUUAAAAAUUUUAUGUACAACUGAAGAACUUGGAACAAAUGUUAUUAACGGCGAAGUUUGGAAUUAACUUUCCUGGAGAACUUUUAAUUUAGAGAAUUCGAUGGUGAAUUCUAGAAAAAUUUAUGAAGUACGGUUGAAGAUUCAUAGUCCAUAGUUGACAGUGUUCAAUAAAUAAUUUAAUUGUAAUCAUAAUAAAAUAUUAACAAGCACUUUAUAUACAUCAAAAAUAGCAAGGAAUAGACAAAUUGAAUUUAUUCAAACAGCAAAAUUGACGCAGUCUUUUUUUAGUUCGAUAAAUGUAGUUGUGGAACAAAUCAUCAAAAUUUGUGCAUGCCCUAUGCUUAUAGAUUUAACUUAAGAUGAAUCGCAAUAUGACCUGCCGAUUGAUCAACUGCAUUGCUUGUAUUAAUCAAAUCCUUAACCUUAUUCACCAAACUGCCCAAUAACGUUACGCGUUCAUGCCAAUAAUGUAACUAACCCAAACCUACCAAAUUAAAGUUCAUUUAUUAUGAUAAACAAGUUUUGUUG